CGCCUGCUGUUUUACAAGGCGACCUCGAUGCGAGCUUUUUUUCGAGCGAGUCUGGCACGAGGAAGGGACGAGUGGAAUGCGUCUGGGACCAAUCAGUAGGCGGAACAUCUGGAGCCUCUCAGCUGCUCCGUGGAGCGAUCCUGUUGAGCAAGUCCGUAAACAGCCGAAACAGCGAAAGCCAACACCUCGCUUCGAUUGCGCCACUCGACGAGGGCAAAAUGACAAUAAAACAACCGUCAUAAAUUGGAAGUGGACUUGGGAAAACGAACACAAUGCAAGGAUUGGAAUUGAGGAGGGCGAGUUGCUUCAUGUCACCAGAGAUCAUCCAAGCCCAAAAGUGAGCAGCAGUUGUAAUGGAGCGCUGUUGGCCGUGGCUGUUCCUGGUCACCGUGGGAACCACGUUCCUCUGCGCUUCGUGGGCUAAAAACCCUGAAUUCCCCUCCAACACGCUCAUUAAUAACGUGGUCCAAGACCCCCGCACGGGGCGGCUGUACGUGGGUGCCGUCAACGCCCUCUACCAGCUGUCGUCCGACCUGGCCACGGAGGCCCGCGUGGAGACGGGGCCCCGGCGGGACAACCGGCAGUGCACGCCACCCGUCACGGAUACCUGCGAGGAUGCAAGUGAGACGGACAACCACAAUAAACUUCUCCUGGUGCAUGGCGCCAAGGACAGGCUGGUGGUGUGCGGUAGCAUCUUCAGGGGCAUCUGCUCGCUCAGGAACCUCAGCAACGUGGAGCACGUGAUCUACUUCAGUGACAACAAGGGCGAGAAGUCGUACGUGGUGAGCACCGAGGAGAGUGUCUCGGUGGUGGGCGUCAUGUCCUACUUCACCAAGGAGAGAGACAACUUCACCGUCUUCCUGGUCGCUAAAGGCUAUGGCAGCCACGACAGCACCAAGCUAAUCUCCACCCGCAUCCUGCGGGACUAUGGCGAGUGGAACAUCUUCGAGAACAUCAUUGAUGCCUCGGCCGUGCAGGCCAACCCCUUUGUGCUGCGCUACCUGCACGACUUUCGCUUCGCCUUCAAGGACGGCCCCUUCGUCUACUUCCUGUUCUCGCGUACCCUCGGCUUGCAGGACACCAAAAACUUCACCUUCAUCUCGCGGAUGUGCGAGGACGACCAGAGCUACUACUCGUACACCGAGCUUCAGCUCAAUUGCAGCGCCACAAACAACUUCAAUAAAGUUCAGGCCGCCUACGUCACGACGCCAGGCGAGGUUUUGGCUCAGAAUCUGACCAGAUCGGGCCAGUAUGGACCUGUCCUGGCUUCUGACAAGGUUCUCUUUGUCACCUUCACCUCUGACGAAGACCCGACCACCUCGGCCAUGUGUAUGUACCCUCUGCGCGCCAUAAACACGAGGCUGCUGGAGAUCAUCGUCGCCUGCUACAGCGACGCCGGCCUCAUCGACGACAAGCCGGCCGUCUACUCGCCGUACUCCACCAAGUCGGGCGGGCUGUGCAGCAGCACAAAUCAGCACAACAUGGUGCUGAAGUACAAGUGCGGCGCCGAGUUCCUGCCGUCGCCGCUGGCCAGCAAAGCCGACGUGGCUCUGGUGGCCGAGCCCUCCCUGGUCCGCCAGGGAGUCAUGACUGCCGUGGCCGUGGCCGUGGAGAUGGGGCACGCCGUUGCCUUCCUGGGCACCGCCGGUGGAGAGGUGCUCAAGUUGCAUCUGUCACCCCACCCGGAGGUUUACGGCCGGGCGUCGGGCGCGGUGACGGGCGACAAAGUCAACAAGGAUUUGCUGCUGGAUGCUCAGCUGCAGCACUUGUACAUCACCAGCGAGAAGAAGAUCACCAAGGUUCCGGUGCAGUCGUGCCACCUGAAGAAGGACUGCCCGUCCUGCAUGGCCCUCAAGGAUCCCUACUGUGGCUGGUGUGUGCUGGAGGGAAGGUGCGCCAGGAAGCAGGAGUGCAGCAGGUGGACGGAGGAGAACACGUGGCUGUGGUCCCCCAACCAGCAGUGCGUGGAGAUCCAGGCCUUCGAGCCGCCCGACCUCAGCUGCCACAAGACGCAGCAGGUGGACAUCAGCAUUCCGGCGCUGCCCAGACUCAGGCAGUCGGACCGGCUGCACUGCCUGUUCGACGACUCGCCCAGCCGCGCCGUGGCGACGGGCAGCCCGGCCGUCGUCACCUGCUCCUUGCCGGACCCCGCCGAGAUCCCGGCCACUCCCGAGCAGCGAGACUACGUGUCGGUGGCGGUGAAAGUUGUGGUGAACGACAGAAUCGUGGUGACGUCGGGAGAAUAUCACUUCUACAACUGUGCCGCGACAGUCAGGAAGAAUCCCAACACACCGUGUAUUUCGUGCGUGACCAGCGAGUGGGGCUGCCAGUGGAACGCUCGCGAGCACCGAUGCAGCGACGCGGACGCCGCCGUGGACGGGAGUCACGUCAUCAAACCGCAACAGCCGGAGCACUGUCCUCAGUUCGGGUCACCGCAGCCGCUGCUGAUCCCCGCGGGCUUCGAGGUUCCCAUCAGCUUCCAGGGCAGAAAUCUCGACAUCUACUCGGGUCGCCGGUUCGUGAUGGGCACAGAGCUGAUGAAGCGGGCCGAGGAGGAGGUGACGCAGGAGCGCGGCUCCGACUUUAAGUUCCGAGGCUACAAGUUUUCGUACGACGAGCAGCAGGAAGUGAACGUUUCCUUCCACGUCAUCGAACGCGACACCGAGCGCAAGAUUGACAGCACGCUCACGGUGGUUUUGUACAACUGCUCGGUGGGCAGAGACGACUGCAGCUUGUGCAAACACGCCGACGCCAAGUACGAGUGCGUGUGGUGCGCCACCCCGCAGGCGUGCGUCUACCGACGACUGUGCCCGGCGCCGGCGCCCGCCUCGUGCCCCCGGCCGCAAAUCACCGACAUCGUUCCUCGCUUCGGGCCGCUGAACGGCAACAUCUCGGUGACUAUCAAAGGUUCCAACAUGGGCGUCAAGAAGGAAGACAUCAAGAGGAUCAGCGUGGCCGGCGUCAAGUGUCGACACCUGCCGCACAAAUACUCCGUCUCCACCAGCGUGGUGUGCGAGAUCGGGCCGGCGAAGCGGCCGCCCUCUGACCUCACGGUGGAGUCGAGCGACGGCGUGGUGGAGGUGGAAGUGGAAGGAGGGCGGACGGGGAGGUCUCAGGUGGUCUUCACCUAUCGCGACCCCAAACUGAAAACCGUGCAGCCCGGCAAAGGUCCGGCCGCCGGCGGGACCGUCAUCACCAUCGACGGGCAGGCACUGGACACGGCCACCAAAGAUGAUGUCACCGUGUCAGUGGGCGGAGUUCCGUGUCAAGUCCUUUCGUUCGGCGAGCGGAUCACGUGUAAGACGGGAAAGUACACCGGACAGAAGGUUCCGUCGGACGUGCUGCCGGUGAAGGUCAACUACGGGCAGGACACCAGCAAGGAGCUGGCGGCCGCCUUCCAGUACGCCGAGAACCCCAAGAUCAGCGGCUACGCCCCCAAGUCCAGCUUCGUGUGCGGCGGGCGACGGAUUGCGGUGACGGGAAACGGCUUCGACCUGAUCCAGAGGGCCAGCUUGAAGGUGGUGCCCGCCGUGGAUGACUUCUCGCAAGACAGCACGUCCGUGGAGUUUGUGCAGGAAUCGGUGAGCAAGAACGACAGCGUGGUGGAGUUCCUGUCGCCGGCGGUGGUCUGGAGCGACAGCCGCUCGCUGCGCACCGUCCUGCUGCUGGACAACAUGACGCAGGAGCUCAAGACCUUCACCUACCACCCGGACCCCACCUUCAACGAGCUCUCCAAGACCGUCAUCACCGAGACCAGCGUCAUCAGCGUCAUCAUCGUCACCGGUCGAGGCUUCGCCAAGGCCAUGACGGCCGUAGAGGCGCGGGCGUUUGUCGGGGACGCUUCGUGUAACGUCACCAUACUUCAGGAUGACAAGUUGAUCCUGGACGCGCCGUCGUCUCGGCCCCGAGCCGGAUCCCAACGGCAACGCCGAGACGCCGCCAACGACCCGCUGAAGUUGGUGGUGAAGUUCGGCCACGGCGAGUGGGCGGUGGGCUCCGUGUACUACGUGUGGAAGGACGACAUCCCGCUGGCCGUCAUCAUCCCCGCCGUCAUCGUGCCCAUGCUGCUCUUCAUCGCCGCGUCAGUCUACUGCUACAGGAGGAAGAGUCGGCAGGCCGAACGCGAGUACGAGAAGGUGAAGCAUCAGCUGGAGAACCUGGAGGAGAGCGUCAGGGAUCGAUGCAAGAAGGAGUUCACGGACCUGAUGAUCGAGAUGGAGGACCACACCAGCGAGCCGAGCGAGGCCCGCAUCCCCUUCCUGGACUACAAGACGUACACGGAGCGCAACCUGUUCCUGCCCUCCGAGGACGGCGCCGGGGCCGCCCCGGUGGCGACGGGCCGCUUGCGCAUCCCGGAGUCCCGCAGGGCCAUCGUGGCUCAGGCCCUCAACCAGUUCUCCAACCUGCUCAACAGCAAGCCCUUCCUCAUCAACUUCAUCCACACGCUGGAGAGCCGGCCCGACUUCAACGCGCGCGCCCGCGGCGAUUUCGCCUCCCUCCUGACGGUGGCGCUGCACGGCAACCUGGUCUACUACACCGACAUCACGCGGACGCUGCUCCUGGAGCUCAUGGACGAGCACGUGCACAACAAGAACCCCAAGCUCAUGCUCAGGAGGUCGGAGACGGUGGUGGAGAGGAUGCUGUGUAACUGGAUGUCCGUCUGCCUCUACCAGUUCCUCAGGGACAGCGCCGGCGAGCCGCUGUACAAGCUCUUCAAAGCGCUGAAGCAUCAGGUGGAGAAAGGACCGGUGGACGCCAAGGUGAAGAAGGCCAAAUACACGCUGAACGACACGGGGCUGCUGGGAGACGACGUGGAGUAUUCCGUACUGACCCUGCAGGUUUUGGUGCACGGGGAAGGCCCAGAUGUGACGCCUGUUAAGGUGCUCAACUGUGACACCAUUUCUCAGGUCAAAGAGAAAAUCAUUGAUCAAGUGUACAGGAAUCUCCCGUACUCGCAGAGACCAAAAGUGGAAAGCGUGGCGCUAGAGUGGCGCCCCGGCUCCACGGGUCAGAUUCUGUCCGACCUUGACCUGACUUCGCAGAAGGAAGGACGCUGGAAGAGACUCAAUACUUUGGCUCAUUACAACGUCCGGGACAACGCCACGCUGGUUCUGUCCAAAGUUUUGCACGCUCAGGCCUUCCACCAGCACCAAGACAGCUGCGAAGAGCGAAACGCCCUGCUGGAGGACGACAACACCUUCCAUCUGGUGCGAGCGGCCGACGAGCUGGACGAGGUCAAGUCCAAGCGAGGCAGCGUGAAGGACAAGUCCAUGACCAAAGCCAUCACCGAGAUCUACCUAACGCGCCUGCUCUCCGUCAAGGGCACGCUGCAGCAGUUUGUGGACGACUUCUUCCGCAGCGUGCUGUGCUCCAGCGUCGCCGUGCCGCCCGCCGUCAAGUACUUCUUCGACUUCCUGGACGAGCAGGCGCUCCGCCACGACAACGUGGACGAGGAAACGCUGCACAUCUGGAAGACCAACAGCCUGCCGCUGCGCUUUUGGGUGAACAUCCUGCGCAACCCUCACUUCAUCCUGGACGUGCACGUGAGCGAGGUGGUGGACGCGUCGCUGCACGUCAUCGCGCAGACCUUCAUGGACGCCUGCACCAAGACGGAACACAAGCUCAGCCGCGAGUCGCCUAGCAACAAGCUGCUCUACGCUAAGGAGAUCUCCACCUACAAGAAGAUGGUGGACGAUUACUACAAAGGAAUAAGACAGAUGGUUCCCGUCAGCGACCAGGACAUGAACACGUACCUCGCCGAGGUGUCCCGGCAACACACAGACGAGCUGAACACGCAGCUGGCCUUACACCAGCUGUACCAAUACGCCAGCAAGUACUACAACGUGAUCAUCCGGUCUCUGGACGAAGACCCGGCCGCGCAGAACCGACAGCUGACGCUCCGACUGCAGCAGAUCGCCGCCGCCCUGGAGAACAAAGUCACGGAUCUCUGAUACGCACGCCAAAACGUUCGAAAGAUGGCGGACAAGCCUUUUUGAGACAUUUUGGACCGAUCGGAGCGCUCGGCGGGACUGUUUCAUUUUGCCGACGUGGGACUUCCUGUGUGAGGGAGCCCUUCACGAUAAGUCACAGAAAGAUGUUCACGAACCCGCCAAAAGAAAAGCGCCACAUGAAGUCACAAGAUCCUGUCUGUCAGCUGGAAGACAAAACAAACAUUCGUUUGACCUUUCAGACGCUGACAAAAGACUCCAUCUUGAUCUUUUUCCCGUGCACUAUUUGCUCAUUUUAUAAUAAUCCUCUCUGUGGUACUUCUUGCUUGAAAUGUGAAGCUUUCUUUGAAGGUUUUCUUUGUCGUUUCUGAUAUUCAGACGCAUUUAGGAGCUCUUUACACACGUUUAUUUUACAGCUCGUCUCAGUCCCAUAUGUGACAUGGGGGGGGGGGGAGUAAAUUGUGCACACAAAAUACUCAUUUGUGGCCACAAAAUGUAAUACCUUUUCCCCCCCCACAUCAUAUUCUGCGGCUGUAUUUUUGUGAACUGAAUGUUUGUUUUGGCCGCCAUGAAGUGCCUUCAGGGGGAGCUGAUCUCAAAUGUGUUUUGUGUACGUUGAUUCUUUUCGAGGCCGUGGAAGCCUUUGAAUGUAAAAAAGAUGACGAAGAAGAAAGCGGUACUGACGUGUCACAAUCUUCAUUGUGGAAAAAAUAUUUUACGAUAUAAAGAUGUACCCUACGCACAAAUGUAUAAUUUGAAGUCCUUAAUUCGGUUUAAAGUACAAACAAAAUCAAUUUUCAUUUCUGGACAUUGUGCUGAGCAAAUGGAAUGCACCUUCUCCAGAAACGCUGAGUUAGGCGACUUCGUCUUGUGCAUUUUUCAGGUGAAAGUGCGCUUCAUUUGUGUACCCAGACAUCCCAAAUUGUGAAUGGGAAUAAGAUUAGUAUUUCAUGUACACGUUAUAUCGAUUUCAUGGCAAUGAAUGAUUAGUCACACAUUUUGUGCGCACGUAUUCCUAUAUUGUGGCCUUAAUAUAGUAUUUCGAACAAAUUAGUAUUUUUUGUGUUUCUUAUACUUAUUUCAUUGUCUCAAAUUAGUAUUUUGUGUGCAUGUUAUACAUUGUUUUUGGCCACAAAUUAGUAUAUUGUUGCUGCAAAGUCAUGUUUAGAACAAAUGAGUAUUUCGUGGCCACAAUUUAGUAUGUCGUGGCCACAAAUUUGUAUUUUGUGCGCACAUUACAUCUGUAUUAUGGCUCCAAUUUCUAUGUUUUCCCUCCAUAUCAUAUCUGAAGCCACGGCCACUUUGAUCCCCGAUGACUAUUUCAGGGAAUAAAAGUGUUGGAAAAGAAGCAAAUGGAGACAAGACACGCUUCCGCGAGCACAAAUCGGCAAACCACGUGACUAAAUGGCCAAGAUCCUAAAAAUUGCCAAUAAAAUAAAAGAUGUUUAUACAGA
Phyllopteryx taeniolatus (common seadragon) is the source of this 7402-nucleotide messenger RNA. Its product is annotated as plexin-B2-like. NCBI's taxonomy places the organism in Eukaryota, Metazoa, Chordata, Actinopteri, Syngnathiformes, Syngnathidae. Bases 354 to 5951 code for a protein of 1865 amino acids. The record is from RefSeq and is a predicted model, not a curated record. Gene Ontology annotation, cellular component: semaphorin receptor complex. The transcript has 42 exons. Gene Ontology annotation, biological process: regulation of cell migration; negative regulation of cell adhesion; positive regulation of axonogenesis. Gene Ontology annotation, molecular function: protein binding; semaphorin receptor activity.